AUGUCUCAGAGCGGUAUAACCGAUUCGCCAUCUGCCUCGCUACCUUUAGACAUGACCACAGAAGAUCCAGUUCCGUCUGCACCCAAAGCCGUUUAUAGAUUCUUCGAACCUAUUAUACUUUUCACGGCGCUUAUCGAGGCAGUUAAACAUACAGCUAAGCCGCCUACGCCCGAGCCAAACAUCGACAUUACGGACCCGAAGCAGCUCUUCUGUGCUGUCAACAACAAGCUUUGUCAUGUCUGCGAUUACGAAAGAGGGGGUCGUACUGUCACAUCUUUUGUCGCACUCCCAGACAAAAGGGACCCUUCGAAAGCUCAGUUCGUGUUCGCAGUCAACCGGCAGACUGACGGCCAACUACAAGACACAGCGAUAUAUGUCAGAGCUCUAUUUCGGAAAAUAAACCAGGCACCACAAGGCGAAAAAAACCAACAUGAAGCGAGGGGGGCGCUGCUUUACCAUAUUCUGCGUUUCAAUCGACCCCGAGUCUCCUUCUAUCUACGUAACCUCCGGUCUCAGGCAGAGAUGUGCCUUGGGAGGUGCCAAUCGGCUAAUCCGGAAGACAGCCUCAUUGCAGAAGAGUUAAAGAAAAUUCUAGUUUCUCCUCCUCUUGGCUCAGACCCCCUCAGAGAUCGAGAAGUUGAUUAUAUGCAUAAAUGCGAGACAACUAUCCAGCUUCUGAUCCAACUCGAAAAAUCCACAGCCGGCGCAGCGAUCAAGAGCCGCGCUUUGGAAGAUCGAAUUCCCGGCUUCACGAGCAUGGAAUGUUGGUCAUUGCUGUUCCAUACGAUGAAUCGUAUCUUGGCCUACCCGCAAUCAGCGAAAUUCUUCUUACGUGCAAAGAGAGUAUGGCCCAGCCUCUUCGAAAAUCCGGAUGUUGGCUUCCUCUCAUCGAGUCGCCCGAUGGAGAAGCCAGCUCGGCAGAAGAUCCAGAAAGCCGAUGGCAUAGUUGGGCGCAUGACCAGCAACCCAGAAGACAUUGAACUUUACAGAAAUUUUGCAGAAUCGUUGCAGGCGUUCGACCUCGACGCUCGAAUUCAUACAGAAUUCAAAAAGAAAACAUUCAAGCCUAUCGCACAUGCAGAAGUUAUCUUGCUCAACUGGCUGUUGAAGCCAGAAGAAGUCGCCCCUGAGAAGUUUUUCAAUGGUUGGGCGUACAUCGGAAGCAGUAAGCGGACUUGUAAGCUGUGCGAUUAUUAUUUCCAAGAGCACCGAUCUAAUGUCGAACAUCGAAUCUCCCACGGCAACUUCUAUCCUAGCUGGCGCAUUCCUGACGUUUUCCCGCAUCAAGGUAAGGAGGCCAAGCAGCAAAGACAACUCAUGAUAAACAGAGUAUUGGACAGAGUGCGCCAGGAUACUUUUAAUAUUGUGGAAGAGAAAGCUUCACCGAUUAUAAAAAGGGCUGACUCUAAUACCUUUUCGGCUCGGUUGACAAUUAGCACGGAAGAAAAAUGGCAUGUACGUGGAUCGGAAGCUGACGACGUCGACGAUAUUGCAUCCAAAAUGGGAGGUGUAAGCCUGAGCUCUUAA
Trichoderma asperellum CBS 433.97 is the source of this 1527-nucleotide messenger RNA. RefSeq lists its product as uncharacterized. The record is from RefSeq and is a predicted model, not a curated record. NCBI's taxonomy places the organism in Eukaryota, Fungi, Ascomycota, Sordariomycetes, Hypocreales, Hypocreaceae.